Molecule: messenger RNA, 2620 nt
Organism: Suncus etruscus (white-toothed pygmy shrew)
Lineage: Eukaryota; Metazoa; Chordata; Mammalia; Eulipotyphla; Soricidae
Gene: ZBTB20
Product: zinc finger and BTB domain containing 20
Exons: 6
Coding region: 314-2539 (741 amino acids)
Biological process (GO): regulation of transcription by RNA polymerase II
Molecular function (GO): protein binding; RNA polymerase II cis-regulatory region sequence-specific DNA binding; DNA-binding transcription factor activity, RNA polymerase II-specific
Source: RefSeq, a predicted model, not a curated record
GGAGACAGUUCCCUGUCUUGGGAAAAGGAGAACUCCUGACUGAUAAGCAUUCACACCAGAUGCAGCCUCUUUCUAUUCCCUGCCCCAAUGAACAUCUGCACUAGGCCCAAGUCUUGGAGUGAUUUACCUGAAGAGUGACACCAUUUGUUUGGAAUCUACUAUGAGGAAACUGAAGUCCAGAGAGGUGAAGUGAGGUGCCCAAGGCCACACAGCAAGUUAGAGGCACAGCUAGUACCAUAGCUCAAGUCUCCUGACUCCCAGUCCAGUGCUCCUCCCAUUACUCCACGGGUCCUGUCUCUAAGCUUCCUGACAAAUGCUAGAACGGAAGAAACCCAAGACAGCUGAAAACCAGAAGGCAUCUGAGGAGAAUGAGAUUACUCAGCCGGGUGGAUCCAGCGCCAAGCCGGGCCUUCCCUGCCUGAACUUUGAAGCUGUUUUGUCUCCAGACCCAGCCCUCAUCCACUCAACACAUUCACUGACAAACUCUCACGCUCAUACCGGGUCAUCUGAUUGUGACAUCAGUUGCAAGGGGAUGACCGAGCGCAUUCACAGCAUCAACCUUCACAACUUCAGCAAUUCCGUGCUCGAGACCCUCAACGAGCAGCGCAACCGUGGCCACUUCUGUGACGUGACGGUGCGCAUCCACGGGAGCAUGCUGCGCGCACAUCGCUGCGUGCUGGCAGCCGGCAGCCCCUUCUUCCAGGACAAAUUGCUUCUGGGCUACAGCGACAUCGAGAUCCCAUCCGUGGUGUCGGUCCAGUCGGUGCAAAAGCUCAUAGACUUCAUGUACAGUGGCGUGCUGCGAGUGUCGCAGUCGGAAGCCCUGCAGAUCCUCACGGCGGCCAGCAUCCUGCAGAUCAAAACCGUCAUCGACGAAUGCACGCGCAUUGUGUCGCAGAAUGUCGGGGAUGUGUUCCCAGGGAUCCAAGACUCGGGCCAGGACACACCCCGGGGCACUCCCGAAUCAGGCACCUCGGGCCAGAGCAGCGACACUGAAUCUGGUUACCUGCAGGGCCACCCCCAGCACAGCGUGGACAGGAUCUACUCGGCGCUCUAUGCGUGUUCCAUGCAGAAUGGCAGCGGCGAGCGCUCCUUCUACAGUGGGGCCGUGGUCAGCCACCACGAGACGGCCCUCGGCCUGCCCCGGGACCAUCACAUGGAAGACCCCAGCUGGAUCACUCGCAUCCAUGAGCGCUCGCAGCAGAUGGAGCGCUACCUGUCUACCACCCCCGAGACCACACACUGCCGCAAACAACCUCGGCCUGUGCGCAUCCAGACCCUGGUAGGGAAUAUCCACAUCAAGCAGGAGAUGGAGGACGAUUAUGACUACUAUGGGCAGCAGAGGGUGCAGAUUCUGGAGCGCAACGAAUCGGAGGAGUGCACAGAAGACACCGACCAGGCCGAGGGCACCGAGAGUGAGCCCAAGGGGGAAAGUUUCGACUCGGGGGUCAGCUCCUCCAUAGGCACCGAGCCAGAUUCAGUGGAGCAGCAAUUUGGGCCUUCUGCGGCACGGGAUAGUCAGGCAGAACCUGCCCAGCCUGACCAGGCGGCAGAGGCUCCUGCUGAGGGUGGUCCCCAACAGCACCCACUAGACACAGGUGCUUCCUCCCCCGAAAGAAGCAGCGAGGUGGACAUGGAUAACACAGUGAUCACAGUCAGCAACAGCUCCGACAAAAGCGUCCUGCAGCAGCCUUCGGUCAACACAUCCAUCGGGCAGCCACUGCCAGGUACCCAGCUCUAUUUACGCCAGACAGAAACCCUCACCAGCAACCUGAGGAUGCCUCUGACCUUGACCAGCAACACACAGGUCAUUGGCACAGCCGGCAACACCUACUUACCGGCCCUCUUCACUACCCAGCCCGCGGGCAGCGGCCCCAAGCCUUUUCUCUUCAGCUUGCCACAGCCCCUGGCAGGCCAGCAGACCCAGUUUGUGACAGUGUCCCAGCCCGGCCUGUCCACCUUCACUGCACAGCUCCCAGCACCACAGCCCCUGGCCCCAUCUGCAGGUCACAGCACAGCCAGCGGGCAAGGUGAAAAAAAGCCUUAUGAGUGCACUCUCUGCAACAAGACUUUCACCGCCAAACAGAACUACGUCAAGCACAUGUUUGUACACACAGGUGAGAAGCCCCACCAAUGCAGCAUCUGUUGGCGCUCCUUCUCCUUAAAGGAUUACCUUAUCAAGCACAUGGUGACACACACGGGAGUGAGGGCCUACCAGUGUAGUAUCUGCAACAAGCGCUUCACCCAGAAGAGCUCUCUUAACGUGCACAUGCGUCUCCACCGAGGGGAGAAGUCCUACGAGUGCUACAUCUGCAAAAAGAAAUUCUCCCACAAGACCCUCCUAGAGCGACACGUGGCCCUGCACAGUGCCAGCAAUGGGACCCCUCCUGCGGGCACACCCCCUGGUGCCCGAGCUGGUCCCCCAGGGGUGGUGGCCUGCACGGAGGGGACCACUUAUGUCUGCUCCGUCUGUCCAGCAAAGUUUGACCAAAUCGAGCAGUUCAACGACCACAUGAGGAUGCAUGUGUCUGAUGGAUAAGUAGUCUCUUUCUCUUUUUUUCUUAUGAACAAAACAAAACAGCGACAAAAAAAACAAACAAACAACAACAAAAAAAAGCUA